Micromonas commoda is the source of this 1023-nucleotide messenger RNA. RefSeq names its product dioxygenase. The transcript is spliced from 2 exons. The coding region runs from base 1 to 1023 and encodes 340 amino acids. Gene Ontology annotation, molecular function: dioxygenase activity. The record is from RefSeq and is a predicted model, not a curated record. Lineage: Eukaryota; Viridiplantae; Chlorophyta; Mamiellophyceae; Mamiellales; Mamiellaceae.
AUGUCUCCUCCCGACGCCGAUACCUCCGCGGGGCUCUCCGAGGUGGACCUCGAGCGGUCGCUCAAGGCGAGCGGCGUCGGCGAUAAGGCCGCGUCAUCCUACGCCGUCCCGAUCGUCGACCUCUCCAACCCCGACGAGACGGCGGUCGCCGACGCCCUCUGGGACGCGGCCACCACCGUCGGCUUCUUCACCGUGGUGGGGCACGGCAUCGACGAGGAAUCCAUCGACGCGCAGUUCGAAGCGUCGCGCGAGUUCUUCGAGCAGGACCUCGCGGUGAAGGAGGCCGCGUCGCCGUUCGAGUCCGCGCUCAACUCCGGGUUCGAGCACAUGAAGCAGGUGCGGCCCAGCACCGGUCUCCCGGACGUCAAGGAGAGCCUGCAGGUCACCGCGAGAGCCGACGCCAUGUCCGGGCGAUGGCCCCCGAAGCCCGCGGACUUCGAGGCGCGGACCAGGGCGUUCAUGACGAAAUCUCACGCGCUCGCGGCGAGGAUCCUGACCUUGCUGGAACCGAGGGCGUGCCCCGGGCAAGCGCGCGGCACGCUGGCCGACGCGCACACGCUGUGGGGACCGGACGGGCAGUGCACCUUGCGGCAUCUUCACUACCCGCCGAUGUCCGCGGAGCGCGUCGCGGCGUUACCGCCCGGCAGCUGGAGGGCCGGCGCGCACACGGACUGGUGCUGCGUCACCCUGCUGUUCCAGCGUACCGGCGAGUUUGGGCUGGAGUGCGCCGCGAACCCUCGAACCAAUUCAACGGAGUGGGCGCCGGUGGACCCCGUGCCGGGGGGCGUCGCGGUAAACGUCGGAGACAUGCUGAGCCGAUGGUCCGACGGCCGCCUCCUGUCGAACCUGCACCGCGUGCGGAUGCCGGCGCCAAACCCAGGGACGGGCGAGGUGCCGGUGAGGUACUCGCUCGCGUUCUUCAUGCAGGCGGAUAAGAGCGCGAUGAUUCAGUGCGCGGAGCAACCGCCGAUCACCGCGGGUGAUUACAUCCUCGGUCGCAUCAGGAGUAACUUCGAGAAAUGA